UUUUGUUGUUAAGAGAAGAGAUGAAAUGUUCUGGCAGUGCCAUUUGUAUUAGCGUGACUCGUUCAAGAGAAGGAGAAAAACCCUCUUUGGGAACAAACGAAGGAAGAAUGGAGGUGAUACCGGUGCCUUGUUUGGACGACAAUUACGCCUAUCUGAUAAUCGAUGGAGCGAGCAAGCAGGCAGCGGCGGUUGAUCCCGUGAAACCCGAGAGCGUUUUAUCGGCAGCCAAGAAGCAUGGAGCCCAAGUGACCAUGGUUCUCACCACCCACAAGCACUGGGACCACGCUGGAGGUAACAACGAGAUCAAGAAGCUCGUCCCAGGGAUCAAAGUCUUCGGUGGUGCCAAGGAUAAUGUGGAAGGCUGCACGGAUCCUCUGGAGCACGGAGCGGAGCUUGAGCUGUCCAAGGAUGUGAAGAUCAAGGCCCUCCACACUCCAUGCCAUACCAAGGGCCAUAUCAGCUACUUUGUCACCCACAAGUCUGGAGAUCCUGCCGUCUUUACUGGCGACACUCUGUUCGUCGCCGGCUGUGGCAAGUUCUUCGAAGGCAAAGCUCAGGAUAUGUACCACUCUCUGUCCGAAGUUCUAGCCGAGUUGCCUCCGGCUACUCGAGUCUUCUGCGGACACGAGUAUACCGCCAAGAACUUGAAGUUCGCCAUGUCUGUCGAUCCCCACAAUGAUGCUCUUAAGCAGAAGGUUGCCUGGACGGAAGAGCAGCGUCGGAAUCACAAGCCUACGGUCCCGUCAACCAUCCGAGAGGAGCUCCAGACCAAUCCCUUCAUGCGUGUUAACGUGAAGGAGUUCCAAGUCCAUAUGGGAGAGAGCGAUCCGGUUGAGCUGCUGGCGUCGUUGAGAGCCGCCAAGGAUCAGUUUAAAGGCUAGCUCCCUCUGUCUGGAUCCUUGAGAUGAUAAAUGAUAAGUUGGCUUCCUCGAAA
Molecule: messenger RNA, 934 nt
Organism: Selaginella moellendorffii
Lineage: Eukaryota; Viridiplantae; Streptophyta; Lycopodiopsida; Selaginellales; Selaginellaceae
Product: hydroxyacylglutathione hydrolase cytoplasmic-like
Exons: 6
Coding region: 21-881 (286 amino acids)
Molecular function (GO): hydroxyacylglutathione hydrolase activity
Source: RefSeq, a predicted model, not a curated record